This is a messenger RNA of Oryzias latipes (Japanese medaka), 2686 nucleotides long. RefSeq names its product lymphocyte specific protein 1 a (gene lsp1a). The record is from RefSeq and is a predicted model, not a curated record. NCBI's taxonomy places the organism in Eukaryota, Metazoa, Chordata, Actinopteri, Beloniformes, Adrianichthyidae. Gene Ontology annotation, biological process: muscle contraction. Gene Ontology annotation, molecular function: myosin binding; calmodulin binding; actin binding.
CAGAGUGAGAGAGGAGGUAGUCCCUCCAAGCUUUGCUGACAUUCCCGAGCGCUGCAGGGGAUUGAACAGUGUGAAGAACAGUAGAUUAACUGUGAGGGGGUUCCUUCAACCCGCGCUCUGUCACACACUUCUUUACAGCACGGCACGGCUUCUGGACAGAAAGCAAACCUCUGUGUUCACUUGGGGUGGAAGAGAAAAAGAAGAAAGCUGAUCAAGAAAGCAAGAAGAGGAUCUGCUAGAAGAAAGCAACAAACAUGUCCAACGCUCUGCUUAGGAGAAACUCCAGCAAACAGGGUCUGCAGAACCUCAUGAGACUGACUGCUCAGAGGAGCAUCGAGGACGCUGAAGAGGUGGAGAGAGAGCGCCGUCGAAGAGCCCGGGAGGCUUUACACCGAAGAAGCAGUGGCUCCACCCCUGGAGAAUCAUCCCCCGACAGCGAGGUGUUAGCAGGAGAGAACAGAUUUGACAUGAGCUUCAAACCAACCAGUUCCCUGGAGGAAGAUGAGGGUUUCAGUGACUGGACUCAACGCAGAGAGAGACGGAGGCAGCAGUGUCUGCAGGAGCUCAAUUUGGGAGGCCAGGAAGUGCAGGAUGAGAAGGAAGAAGUCUUCUUCAACAAACUUCAGCCUACAAAAACCACUGACAUCCAUGCUGCUUCUGCAAGCCGACUCCCAAGAAAAGAAGAGGGAGAGAUCCUGAAUAACAGAGUUGAGACUGAGAAGAGGAUGGAAGAUGAUGUGGAAGGGAGGAUGGAGAAGAAGGAAAAGAACAGAGAAGUGCUGAGUCCAAGCAGACAGGAAGAGAUUCAGAAGCCAAAAUCUGAGACAGAGAAAAGACUGCAAAUGACAGACCCCUUCACCUCAAAGGCUUUCCUUCGUCAGGAUUUAAAACACGGCAUCUUCAACGGGCACGGCCCCACCAAUGAAGUCAUGUCACACCUCAAGAAAGCAAACAGAUCAAGCAGCAGGAACGUGGAGCCAGAGGAGGCUGAGGCUAUCCAGGAGGUGGAACAGCGACUGGAGAGGAUCCGCCACAGCUUCCAAGAAAAAGAGAGCCAAGAACUGGAACAACUGAAACUGAGACAAGCUGAGGCUGAACAGGAGCUGGAGGAGAUGAAGAAGAGGAGAGAGGAGAGGCAGAAACUCCGAAAGGUAGAGGAGCGCUUUAAAGAAGAGGAGGAACAGCAGCGGCUAGCCAAGGAAGAGGACGAAAGGAAACGGAUGAAGGAAGAGAUUGAGAAGAGGAGGAUGGAGGCAGCUGAAAGGAUGAAGACCCUGAGCACUUCCAGCAUUGAUGGGGAAGAAAUAUUCAGUCCAAUUAGCCCCAAAGUUUCAACUCAAAGGAUCACAGAGAAGACAGAAUCCCUGAACCGAUCGCUGAGGAAAAGUAACAGCUUUAAGAAGAUGCAGCCUCUCAUCCUUUUGCCCAAGAUUGAUGACAAACUGGAGCAGUAUACCAGUGCUGUGGAGAACUCUCAGGACGCACGGGCAGUGAAGGCAUCAUUGACUGAUAUACCCAUGUCCCCAGAAGUUGUUGCCUCCAAGAAAAGUCUUUUUGAGGCUGGGGAGGCCUGGAGCCAGAGUCCCAGCAAAGGAGCCUCCUGCAAGGAUGCUGAGGGUCUGAAGGUGGGCGUGGCCAGUCUGAUCAACCAGUGGGUGAGAGGCCAGUCAGACAGCAGUGGCAGGCCGUCAGCCUGCAGAGCAGCAGAUGUGAAGCCUGGAGAUGUGAUGCAGAAGAAGAACAUGUGGGAGGUUAUGGGAGACUCAGGGAGGCAGGAACAAAGACUAAAGGGUUCAGCAGCUGAAAAAAAGUUCAAGUUUGUUGUGACCGGCCAUGGCAAAUACGAGAAGAUUCCAGCAAAAGACCAGAGUGGAGGACAAUCCAAGUCUGAUUCCUAUCAUAUCAGCUGCUGAGGUGGUGCCAUGUCUGCAUCUGAUCUCAGCACAGCCAAGCAUCUCUACAGCCUCACUUCUCUCUGCCACAUCCUAAGGAUUGUCAGAGGGGUUGCUGGAGUUUCUCCCAGCUAUUGAAAAGUGAAAGCAGGGUUCACUUUAAGGUCACUGUGAUAUUGUCCAGAAUAUUCAACAAAAGUAUGUUUUUGCCUAGCUGUCAAUUUUUUUAUUUUUAUAAUAGGAUUGUGUUGUCUUUUGUUUUGCAUUUUCUGAAUUUUUAAAUAUCCUAUUUUUUCACCUUCACAUAGUUCCAGAGUGGAUUCUUGAUAUCAGUUUGAGCGUUAUAUGAUUUUGGGGAAACUGUUUAGAGAUGGCAUAAAUAAAUAAUGUCUGGCUUCUUGUGCAUCCUGAAUCUGACCAGGUUCACACGGAUCUUUUGACUGCAAAACAAUCUGGGAAAAUUGAGCUGCAUAUAAAAAACCUGCAAAAGAGACAAACUGAUGAAACAAGAGACAGCUAAAAGACACUUGGUGCAUCUUGCCAAUGCUCACUGGAUGAGGUUUUUCCCCCUACAUUUGAUUAAAAUGAUUCACUUGUCAGAAGCUUUAUUAGACACAGACAAAUAUAUUCUUACAGAAAUUUGUUUUAGUUAACCUGCUGAUGCCUUUCUCGUUCCUUCAUGGUAGACACAUUUUUUAUUCUUCUUUGCUAAGAUUCCUGCCUGUUAAUGGGUGUGACCUUUUUUUUUAAAUAAAACUGGAGGAGUUUUGUUACCCCUCAUUUUGUUUGUAAUA